AUGGUUGGGAAGUCCCUGAUUGCUGGCCUGGUGGUCCUUCUGGUGGCUGCAGUGAGCCUGUUCCUGGGGGUGUUCAUGGGCCUGGGGAAGAAAAACACGCCUCCCCCCUCGGACCACUUCUUCUCAAAGGCUGCUGUGGCUGCUGAUGCUGGGAAGUGUUCAGAAGUGGGGAGGGACAUCCUGAAGAAAAACGGUUCAGCCGUGGAUGCUUCUAUCGCUGCCUUGCUAUGUGUCGGCCUUUUGAACGCUCACAGCAUGGGCAUCGGAGGAGGGCUCUUCUUUGUCAUCUAUAACGCUUCCACAGGGAGGGUGGAAACAAUCGAUGCGAGGGAGACGGCACCCAUGAACGCCACUGAAGACAUGUUUGGCAACAACACCAAGCUUUCUCGUACAGGUGGAUUGUCCAUAGCCAUUCCCGGGGAGAUCCGCGGUUAUGAGAUGGCACACAAGAGGCAUGGCAAGCUGCCAUGGAAGGACCUGUUUGAGCCCAGCAUCGCCUUGGCUCGCGAUGGCUUUCCUAUAGGAAAAGCUUUGGCUCAUGCCAUCUUCAAGAGCAAGGAUUCCAUUGAAGCAGACGCCAACAUGUGUGAUGUGUUUUGUGAUUCCGAAAGAAACAUCCUGAAGGAAAAUGAUAUUGUUAAAUUUCCAAAGCUGGCUGAAACAUACCAAAGAAUAGCAGAAGAGGGACCUGAUGUGUUUUAUAACGGGUCAAUGGCGCAGAGCAUCGUCGAGGACAUCCAGGCAGCAGGUGGCAUUAUCACCCUGGAUGAUUUAUUGGAGUACCAACCUGUGCUGAACGAGAACCCUCUGAGCCUGAACGUUGGAGAAUACACCAUGCAUGUCCCAGACGCCCCCUCCAGUGGCCCUGUGCUGGCACUCAUACUCAACAUAGUGGAUGGGUACAACUUCACAGACACAAGUGUCUCUACAGCAGAGAAAAAGACUCUGACGUACCAUCGCAUCGUAGAGGCUUUUCGCUUUGCUUAUGCCAAGAGGAGCAGACUCGGGGACCCACGUUAUCUUAAUAUUACCGAUCUCAUCCAAAACAUGACCUCAGACUAUUUUGCUGAUGGCAUAAGGAGUAAAAUAACAGACGACACCACCCACCCAGACAGCUACUAUGAGCCAGACUACUUUGUCCCAGACAACCACGGCACGGCUCACCUGUCGGUCAUAGCUGAGGAUGGAAGCGCUGUGGCUGCCACCAGCACCAUUAACCUAUACUUUGGCUCCAAAGUCAUGUCUCGAUCGACUGGAAUAAUUUUCAACGAUGAAAUGGAUGACUUCAGCUCUCCACACAUAACCAAUGGGUUUGGAAUCCCUCCUUCACCAAACAAUUUCAUUCAACCAGGCAAGAGGCCGCUGUCUUCCAUGUGUCCUACUAUCAUCUUUGACAAAGAAAACAGAGUCAAAAUGGUUGUAGGAGCGUCAGGGGGCACAAAAAUCACCACAGCCACUGCCUUGGUCAUCCUGAACUCCUUGUUUUUCAACUACGACCUAAAGAAAGCCGUGACAGAGCCGCGCGUUCACAAUCAGCUCAACCCAAAUAUGACAGUAGUGGAGCAGGGCUUUGAAAAGAGUGUCCUGGAGGGUCUGGUCCAGAAGAACCACGUAACACAGCUGCUGGGGACUCCAGACUCCGUGGUCCAGGCGGUGGUGCGGCAGGGAGAGCGUCUCUGUGCGGAGUCUGACCCCAGGAAAGGAGGCUAUCCAGCGGGAUACUGACCACGACUUAAGGCCCUUCUCUGCUGCUCCCAGUCUGGACAUUCUCCUCAAAGACACUCGGACAAAGCCACAAUACAAGUGCCUGCACUGAAGACUCAAAGCAGUGUUUAAGCUAUGGAGAUACAGCCACCACUCCUUCUCUGAGACAUGGAAAAUGACUCCAUUCCAAAACCUCUUUUACUCAAACUCAAUCAUUCAGCAUUACUUAUUGUUUUGGCAUUACUUUUGAGUUUUGAAGUAAAAUCAGAGGUUGCACCAAGUUUGACUCCUGUAUCAUCACUACUGGAUCCCGGUCAAGAAGGUGAUGUUUUGGGGGAAGCCCAAAACACAUCUGCUUUAUAUAUUAAACUUAUUUUAUGUACGACACAGUAUCCACCAUAUUAAAAACCACCAAGUAAGUACCAAUAAUUAGGCAAAUGAUAAUAUAAUAACACAUGUUCUUAAGUUUCAUCACUAUGUUUUAGGUGAUAAUCUGAGUGGUUGUAGGUUGUCCGUGUAGUAUUUUCAUUUCUUUUAUUGUUUAAGGAAAAAACUAUUGUGAAUAAUUGGACAAUUUGUCUAUAAGGGGGUGAGGGGGUGUUUGUCUUCAUGUCAAACUGGUGAAAAACCAUCAAUUAAAGACUAGACCUGCGAGGUAGGUCUAGGUAGGUAUACCUAUUAAAAAUAAAGGACACCUCAGGUCGUCUGCCUGUUUUAGCAAAAUGUCUACCUACAUCUUUCUCCUGAUGGUAGAGUAUCCUGAAAUGAACAUUAUUUAGAGGAAACUGACCGUGUUGUUUUCUACCGUGACUCUAUAUUGGAGCUAUUACUUAUGAAUUGUAAAUGUUUAAUAUCGAGUAGAGGUUAAGUGAAUGUAUAGUGUAUUCUGAAAAAUACAUUUGCAGAUAUAUUUUUCUAAACAUGCAUUGUUCUUAUGCCAUGUUUGUUGCCAUGCUUGUUAUUAAACAUUUUGAACAAAGAUGUUAUAUUUUACCAUAUGGACCCUCUGGGUAUUUCUGUGCUGUUUCUGUACUGGAAUAUUAGGCACAAAAUCACUUUAUCUUAUCUUUUAA
This is a messenger RNA of Micropterus salmoides (largemouth bass), 2777 nucleotides long. It is a transcript of the gene ggt1a, whose product is annotated as gamma-glutamyltransferase 1a. Gene Ontology annotation, biological process: regulation of inflammatory response; glutathione catabolic process; peptide modification. The coding region runs from base 1 to 1725 and encodes 574 amino acids. The transcript has 12 exons. Gene Ontology annotation, molecular function: glutathione gamma-glutamate hydrolase. Gene Ontology annotation, cellular component: plasma membrane. Lineage: Eukaryota; Metazoa; Chordata; Actinopteri; Centrarchiformes; Centrarchidae. The record is from RefSeq and is a predicted model, not a curated record.